Lingula anatina is the source of this 1136-nucleotide messenger RNA. RefSeq lists its product as uncharacterized. Lineage: Eukaryota; Metazoa; Brachiopoda; Lingulata; Lingulida; Lingulidae. The record is from RefSeq and is a predicted model, not a curated record. Gene Ontology annotation, molecular function: chitin binding.
AGCUAUAAAACUGACGAAAUAGAGGGAGCGCUUAACGAACUUUGCAAUAAAAAGGGGACUGAAAGCUGCCUGAUGCAACACUUCAUAGCAUCAAGAAAAGACUGGAUAACUCACGACAAGACAAAGACGCCAAGAUGUUGAAGACUGCAUUUUUUCUAUGUCUUGUAGGUCUGGCAGUUUCCAUACAAAAACCGAUGAUGACCAAAAGAUGUGCUGGAACUCACACAAAGAAACCAUCCGUGUGCCGUGACGAGUACUUGCCAGGGGGGUCUUUUACACAGAAAGUCCCAAUAAAAGGAAAGGGUUAUCAUGGACAGACAGCUGGAUACAGAAUUGAAACUGUCACCUACGGACCGAGUAAAAAGCUGUACUUCGCUUACUCUGAAGACGAGACAUGUUACUGGCAGUGUCACGUUCGGCCCGUGGCUAUCCUCAGACCUUGUCCCCUGGGGACGGUGUUCAAGGAGGAGCUACAGGCCUGCGUGUAGUUAGAAUAUACGAUGAAAAUGCAGCUCCCGACCUCAAUUUGCGCAGUAGAUUCCUUGGCAUCGAGCUAAAGUUAAAUAGCUCAACAGGAUGACUUUAACGCCAGCUUAUAGCAGUUUCAGCUUUAAUCCACUUCCGGUACCAUAGAACCACCCAGGUUGCUUCACGUGUUGCGUAGACUUCAAAAGCAGUAUCCCCGAUAUGUAACAGCGAUUGCAAUUCAUACGAACUUCCACGGGCGAUAGAAAACACUCAUUCUUAAUUAACCUGAUUUGUCGAUUUUUGAAUAGUUUCAUCCAAGAUUUACAUUGUAAUCCAUACAAUACAGGCGUGAUUUUUGGAACAAAGCGAUGACUUGAAAUCAGUUCAAUGUAUACAUAAAAUCAUCACUUUUGUAAGUGUUUAUUGUUGUUUACAAUCGUUCUUAUUUUGAUGGAAAAUUAUAUGUGUAGUAAGUAGAGAAUUUAAGAAAAUUAAGAGUACAAGACAAUCGUUCCUACUUUUAAGACAGCAAGUUUUGGAAUUUAUUAACAGAAUUUGAAAAGCAGCACGAUAAAUAACCUAUAGUUUGAAAUGAUAAUUAUUUACUGAUUUCUCUUGCAAUGUAUUUAUGCAGGUUGUAUUGGAAUAAAAUCACUUGUUGCAUUUAA